This is a messenger RNA of Drosophila persimilis, 1200 nucleotides long. RefSeq names its product methionine-R-sulfoxide reductase B1 (gene SelR). Gene Ontology annotation, biological process: response to oxidative stress; protein repair. The record is from RefSeq and is a predicted model, not a curated record. The transcript has 4 exons. Gene Ontology annotation, cellular component: cytoplasm. NCBI's taxonomy places the organism in Eukaryota, Metazoa, Arthropoda, Insecta, Diptera, Drosophilidae. The coding region runs from base 62 to 760 and encodes 232 amino acids. Gene Ontology annotation, molecular function: peptide-methionine (R)-S-oxide reductase activity.
CCGUCUCCUCCUACGCCUUCUGUGAUUGUCACUUUAAAUUUUGUCUGCUGAAAAGUUGAAAAUGUUUUCACUUUCUCGCCACGCACUGCAGCACACACGAAAUUUCGCACUUAUUGCUGCUGCGGCUGCCAAGUGGAGACACCCCAAUCGCAAUCCAUUAGGAGUACUCGCAGCUGCAGUGCCCAUCGCACGCUGCUUUGCAGAUACGCGUCACGACAGCGACGAGGCUAAGACGAAUCCCAGUAAAGCCAACAACAUGGAGAAUAAAACCGAAAAGGUUACCGUUAACAAAGAGGAGCUGCGCAAACGCCUAACCCCACUGCAGUAUCAGGUUACUCAGGAGGCGGGCACCGAGCGGCCCUACACAGGCUGCUACAACAAGCACUACGAGAAGGGGGUGUACCAGUGCAUUGUGUGUCAUCAGGAUCUGUUCAGCUCGGACACGAAAUACGACUCGGGCUGCGGCUGGCCAGCGUUCAACGAUGUCCUCGACAAGGGCAAGGUAACCCUCCAUCGGGAUGCCAGCAUACCAGGGGGCAAUAUUUUACUACUAAUUGCACAUCCAGAACGCAUACGCACCGAGGUACGCUGCGCCCGCUGCAACGCCCACAUGGGGCACGUCUUCGAGGAUGGACCCAAGCCAACACGCAAGCGUUACUGCAUCAAUUCUGCGUCCAUAGAGUUUGUCACGGCCGAUCCCGCAGCGACAGGAGGAGCGGCGGCCACUGUGGCCACGCCCACGCCCAUUGCACAGCAGUAAAUGACGAGGGAGAGAAAUCAACGAAGCGAAUCAAAAAUGGAAAAGGAAAAUGGUGUGACCGUUACCAAAAGCUUGUGCGAAAGGAGUCGAAACGAAACUCAAAACUGUUGCUGUUAAGACGUUUUUUACAUGUAUUUUCUAACUAUUUCCGCAAGUGUGGCCAAUUUUAGCUUGUAGUCGAAUGUCCGUCUGGGAAUCAGUUUGUCCAACGGCAGCUGUCCGUCAUAUACUCGUGUGUGUGUGUACGUAUGUGUGGAAAACGUAGGCGUCAGUUUUUUUCCUGGGAAAUCCUCCGUGUGUUUUGUGUAAAUAGCUAAAAGUUUCUCCUAUUUAAUUUGUUUGUUAUACAUACAAUACCGAAUACUACCCCCUGUACAACAUUGAAACACAUUACUAAUUUUAAAGUGAGCGCGCUAAAUAAACGUGUAUUUUUUACAAUA